CCAGGUAAAUAAUCAUGGCUGGAACAGAAGCGGUUGGAGACUUACUUUCUCGUUGGUCUUAUGUUGUACAUACACCCAGCGAGGAACCCGAACCAUCAGAGUUACCCAGCACCGUGGACAUGGCUGCUUUCAGCUCUGAAUUAAACACAACACCUCCAAAUAGCACCCAAGUUGAGGAAUCAUCAGAUUCUGAAAGUGAUUCAGACUCAGACACAAAUAACUCUGGUAGUGAUGAAUCGGAAUCGUCGUCACACUCCGACUCGUCAAAUUCAGACACUUCAACAUCAAGUCAAGACUCAAAUUCGAGACCACCAUCCCCGGAAUUCUCGGUGACGAGUACCCAAGCAAACAGCCUGCGCUUAACCAUCAGUAAAGCUUGUACGAGUCCUACCGAGAAACCAAAACCAUCCGAAACAAAGAUUUUGUCGGCGAAGUGUCGUUCGUUAUCGAGUAGUAGUGAUUCCGAUAGUGACUCGGAUAAAAGUGACGCUUCACCGGCCGUUUGUAAUAAAGAAACGGUUCCAAAACGGCCCCAACCAGUGCGGAAGUUACGGUCGCGACCCCCCGAACCUCCUCCUCCUCCGAGUAAUGUAAAAAAAGUUGGUGUUAAAAAGGAUCUUGGGACUGUAAAUAAUAAAAAGGAGAAUGUUGCUGCUAAGAAAGUUAAGGGAAAAGGUGGAAAUAAGGUAAGAAUUAUUUUGAUUUAUUUUUGUUGACUCACAGACAUCGCG
Onthophagus taurus is the source of this 731-nucleotide messenger RNA. NCBI's taxonomy places the organism in Eukaryota, Metazoa, Arthropoda, Insecta, Coleoptera, Scarabaeidae. The record is from RefSeq and is a predicted model, not a curated record.